AUGGCAGCAACGAAAAAGAAGAUUCCUACAGUCGAGAUUAUCUCAAAGGAGAUGAUAAAACCAUCAUUACCCACUCCCUCUCAUCUCCGCUCCUACCAAAUCUCUUCCCUCGAUCAAAUGUUCAAUCUCAGCUACGUCCGGGUCGUUUUCUUCUACAAUCGUCCACUCGCCGGCGAGACUAAUGAUGUAAUUGUUCAAGUUCUUAAAAGUUCACUAUCCGAAACCUUGACCCAUUACUACCCUCUUGCCGGAAAGUUCGUGCCGGAGGAUGACUUGAUUGACUGCGACGACUCCGGCGCUGAGUUUACCACCGCCGUCAUUGUCGGCGGCGAUGAUGGUGUUUUUUUGGGUGCAAUAGAGAAUCCAGAUAUAGAUUUCCUUGAUAAACUAGUUAGUAAGGAGAAUGAUGAUAGAUUGAAAUCAGAGGAGGAGGAUGUGAUUCUAGCUAUUAGAAUAACGCGAUUUCCUGGAGGUGAAAUCGCCGUCGGAGUUUGUAUUUGUCACAAGAUAUCAGACGCAGCCACUUUAUGCUCUUUCAUGAAAUUAUGGUCGGCGGCAGCAAAAAUCUUAAUCUCCGGCGAAACGAGUUUCAAAGAAUUGACCGGACCUGUUUUCGAUGCUCCGAGGUUAUGGCCUUCCGUUCCCGGAUUUACCCGUCCAUCAAGCAGCCUCAAAAAAGAGAAAAUAAUAAUGAAAAAGUUUGUUUUCAAUUCUUCAAGUCUAACAAGACUGAAAUCGGAGUUGUCGAAAGUAGAAGGAGUGGACAUCGUUCCAACGAGAGUAACAUCUAUGAUGGCUCUCAUUUGGCACGCCGUAAUGAAUUCUUCAUCCGAACCGCCAACGAAUCACGUGCUUGCAUUGCCAGUAAACAUUCGUAAAAAAAUGUCUCCACCUCUGCCCGAUAACACAUUAGGGAACGUAAUAAAAUCAGUGGCGGUUGCGAAUAGUGUGGGUGGUGUUACUCUUGGAGUGGUUUUGGGUCUGAUAAAGGAGGCGAUUGGGAAAGUGGAUGAAGAAUAUGCUAAGAAGAAAGGGGUGCCAUUACAUGAACCAUUUUCGAAAGUGUUUUCUUCUUUGUCUAAAAUGAAUAUGACUAUAAUGAUAAGUUGGUGUUGGUUUCCUUUUUAUGAGGUUGAUUUGGGACUAGGCAGGCCGGUUUGGAUGACUUGUUUAAGACAUGCUGCUUUAUCAGACAUUUUAUUAAUUGAUGGACCGGAUGGAGGAAUUGAUGCACUGAUUGGGCUAAAUGUGGAGACAAUGGAGAAGUUUGAGAAGAACCCUAAUAUCAUUUCUUUUUGUGAUCACUCCAUUGCUUAUGGAUGA
This is a messenger RNA of Impatiens glandulifera, 1323 nucleotides long. Its product is annotated as tabersonine-19-hydroxy-O-acetyltransferase-like. Bases 1 to 1323 code for a protein of 440 amino acids. The transcript has 2 exons. The record is from RefSeq and is a predicted model, not a curated record. NCBI's taxonomy places the organism in Eukaryota, Viridiplantae, Streptophyta, Magnoliopsida, Ericales, Balsaminaceae.